AUGUCAGACACAACUACCACAACCACCGCAACGUCAAUGGACUAUCCCGUUGACAUUCUCGCACAACAGCCAUUGCUGAAACUAUACACACAAAUAUCCCUCUGUUAUCCUUUACCAGGCGCCUCAUCACACCCUGCAAUAAUCGAUACAUUGGCCAAGGGCCUUCAGCGACUAGCUAUCAGCUUUCCAUGGGUGGCCGGCCAGAUCGUCAAUGAGGGCGCAAGUGAAGGCGACACAGGCGUCUACAAGAUCCAGCCACUGGAUAAAGUCCCUUCUCUAGUCAUCAAAGAUCUACAAAAUGACCCUUCAGCGCCAACAAUGGACGCCCUGAGACAGGCCCAUUUUCCCGCCAGUAUGCUGGAUGAGAGCGUCGUUGCGCCCCGCAAGACGGUGCCGCUACCCAGCGAGCCCUUCGAUUCAGACCCUGUCUUCCUUGUGCAAGCCACCUUUAUUCCCGGCGGUCUAUUGUUGACUUUUGUGGGACACCACAUGGCAAUGGACAUGACGGGUCAAGGUCACCUCAUCCGUCUCUUCUCGAAAGCCUGCCGCAAUGAGCCUUUCACUAACGAAGAGCUUUCGUACGGGAACCUCGCUCGAGACAAAAUUAUUCCUUUGCUGGAUGACUCGUACCAACCCGGCCCCGAGCUUUUGCGGCAGAUCCAAAAAUCGCCUCCUUCUCAUGAGGCCGUGGAGCAGCAAGCACCACCACCUCAGAGCACUUGGGCCUAUGUCACCUUCUCACCGGCCUCCCUUGCCGAACUUAAGUCACUCGCUACGAAGACUCUCACCUCCGGAUUCGUCUCCACAGACGACGUCCUCAGCGCCUUUGUCUGGCAAGCCAUCACCCGUGCGCGUCUACCUCGCCUUGACCCCGGCGCCGAGUCAACUUUCGGCCGCGCCGUCAAUGUACGGAGCUAUCUGGGUGUCCCCGAGACAUACCCCGGCUUAUUUCAGGAUAUGACUUUCAGUACCCGUACACUUCAACAACUUGUCAACGAGCCACUGGGGUCAAUCGCCUCCCAGCUGCGAUCCUCGCUAGAUCCCAAGACAUUGGUGUACCACGUCCGCGCGCUAGCGACAAUUUUCAGCCGUACGCCCGACAAAAGCGUGUUUUCCUUCGGGGCAUCGAUCGACAUGGCGCGCGACAUGAUGCUUAGUUCGUGGGCCAAGGUCGAUUGCUACGAGCUUGACUUCAAUCUUGGGUUGGGGAAGCCUGAGUGUGUGCGGAGACCGCAGCUGAUGCCCUUUGAGGGCUUGAUGUACCUGAUGCCUAGGUCGUUGGAAGGUGAAAUUGCGCUACUUGUAUGCUUGAGAGAUGAGGAUAUGGAGAGGCUGAAGAUGGAUGAGGAAUUUGCCAAGUAUGGCAAGUAUAUUGGAUAA
This is a messenger RNA of Aspergillus clavatus NRRL 1, 1380 nucleotides long. Its product is annotated as putative trichothecene 3-O-acetyltransferase. The coding region runs from base 1 to 1380 and encodes 459 amino acids. Lineage: Eukaryota; Fungi; Ascomycota; Eurotiomycetes; Eurotiales; Aspergillaceae. The transcript has a single exon. The record is from RefSeq and is a predicted model, not a curated record.